AUGCUAAAACUAUUAAUCCCAACAGUUAUAUUAUUUCCAAUAAUUUGAAUAUUAAAGCCUAAAUGAUUAUGACCCAUGACCACCACCCAUAGCCUUUUAAUCGCUUCAUAUUCCCUAUCUCUCUUUAAAUACCACUCAACAGCUCAAUGAUCAAAUAUAAGCUUCACUAUAGCAACAGAUAUAAUUUCAACCCCUUUAAUUAUCCUAACAUGUUGAUUACUGCCCCUUAUAAUUCUUGCUAGCCAAAACCAUAUUACUACAGAACCAAUUAAUCGACAACGAACUUACAUCACAUUAUUAACCUCAUUACAGCUUCUCCUAAUUAUAGCCUUUAGUGCAACAGAAGUUAUUCUAUUUUAUAUUAUAUUUGAAGCUACCCUAAUUCCAACACUAAUUAUUAUUACACGUUGAGGUAAUCAAACAGAACGCCUUAAUGCCGGAACAUAUUUUCUAUUCUAUACACUUGCCGGCUCCCUACCAUUAUUAGUAGCUCUACUUUCUCUUUAUAAGUCAACCGGCUCUUUAUCAAUGAUCUCAAUAUUUAUAAAUAAUAAUAUUUCACCGGAUACAUGAACUAAUUCCCUUUUGUGAGCCGCCUGCUUAAUAGCAUUUUUAGUAAAAAUACCACUCUAUGGUGUACACUUAUGACUCCCAAAAGCACACGUAGAAGCCCCAAUCGCCGGGUCAAUAAUCCUUGCCGCAGUACUUCUUAAACUAGGGGGCUACGGUAUAAUUCGCAUAACCUUAAUUCUAGAACCAGCAACCAAAUCUCUUGCCUACCCAUUUAUUAUUCUCGCCAUUUGAGGCAUUAUUAUAACAGGAUCUAUUUGCAUGCGACAAUCAGACAUAAAAUCCCUAAUUGCCUAUUCAUCUGUAAGUCAUAUGGGAUUGGUAGCUUCUGGCAUUCUUAUCCAAACAGCAUGAGGCUUCACUGGAGCAAUUAUUUUAAUAAUUGCCCACGGCUUAACAUCCUCUGCCUUAUUCUGCCUUGCAAAUACCACUUACGAACGCACCAACUCCCGAACCCUGUUACUCGCCCGAGGAAUGCAAAUUAUUUUACCAUUAAUAGCUACAUGAUGAUUUAUUAUAAGCCUAAUAAACAUAGCUCUUCCGCCCUUACCUAAUCUAAUAGGAGAACUUAUUAUCAUGGUUUCCCUAUUUAACUGAUCAAGUUGAACAAUCCUGUUAACAGGAACUGGGACUUUAAUUACCGCUACUUACUCUUUAUACCUAUACUUAUCAUCACAACGAGGCCCAGCUCCAGAUAAUAUUUUACUUAUCGAACCUACACACACCCGAGAACACCUCCUUUUAAUCCUACAUAUCAUUCCUAUGGUUAUACUAAUAAUUAAACCAGAACUUAUUUGAGGCUGAUGCUGAUGUUAA
Erpetoichthys calabaricus (reedfish) is the source of this 1386-nucleotide messenger RNA. NCBI's taxonomy places the organism in Eukaryota, Metazoa, Chordata, Cladistia, Polypteriformes, Polypteridae. The record is from the annotation of a RefSeq genome assembly.